AUGACCGCCGCCUCCUCCCCGCCUUUUCAAUUCGUCGUUCUAGACGGGACUCCUGAUUUACUCACCACUCCCCACAUGGCGCAGUCAGUGCAGCCUCCCAAUUCGGCCUCCGAUUCCGAACCCGACGACUCCCGCUCUCUCUCCACCCACACGAUCCAGAACCAAAACCCCAAGCUCCUCCACCUGUCCUUCAACCAGGACCACAGCUGCUUCUCCGUCGCCACGGACUCCGGCUUCCGCGUCUACAACUGCGACCCCGUCCGCGAGCUCUUCCGCCGUGAUUCCGAUCAGCGGGGCGUCGGAAUGGUCCAAAUGCUCUUCCGCUACCAAAUCCUCGCCCUGGUCGGAGGCGGACCCGACCCUCUCUACCCGCCCAGCAAAGUCAUGAUGUGGGACGACAAUGAGUCCCGGUGCAUCGGCGAGCUCUCUUUCCGGUCGGAGGUUAGAGGCGUCAGGCUCCGCCGCGACCGAAUCGUCGUCGUUUUGGAGCACAAAAUCUUCCUCUACAACAUCUCCGACUUAACGCUCGAUCAUCAGAUCGUGACCAUCUCCAACCCUAAAGGACUGUGUGAGGUCUCGCAGGGUUCGGGUCACCCCUUGCUGGUGUGCCCGGGUAUCCAAAAGGGUCAAGUUCGGGUCGACCAUUACGGGUCAAAGCGGACCAAGUUUAUCGUCGCCCACGAUUCGAGGCUCGCUUGCUUGGGGCUCACGCAGGACGGCCGGCUCCUCGCUACCGCCAGCAGUAAAGGGACCUUGGUUCGGAUUUUCAAUGCUUUGGAUGGUUCAUUACUACAAGAGGUAAGGCGAGGAGCAGAGAGAGCAGAGAUUUACAGUCUUGCUUUCUCUUCUGGUGCACAAUGGCUAGCUGUGUCAAGUGACAAGGGCACCGUCCAUGUUUUCAGCGUUAAGGUUGAUUCGGGAUCCUUGGGGUGUGAGAGAUCACACAGACGCAGUGCAUCAGAAUCCAAUCUUCCGAGUCCAUCGGGCAUUUCACCCCUCUCUUUCAUGAAAGGUUUUUCGUUCUCAGGCGUGCUGCCAAAGUAUUUCAGCUCAGAAUGGUCAGUGGCUAAAUAUCACUUGCAGGAAGGUUUGCGGUACAUUGUUGCCUUUGGCCACCAGAAGAACACAGUAGUGAUUCUCGGCAUGGACGGAAGCUUCUACCGAUGCCAGUUUGACCCCGAAAAUGGAGGAGAGAUGACUCAGAUUGAAUACUAUAAUUUUCUAAAGCCAGAAGAAACUUCCUGAACUAGUGCAAAAUGCAAAUAUACAGUUUAAAUUAUUUAGGGUUGAGAUUAGUACGUUAUAAAUAUCUGAGGAGAUGACGAAUGUGCUAGAGAUUGUUCAACAUCGGGGUUACAUGUAUAUAACAGUUGGUUAAUUUUACUGGUAAACUUUUAUCUCCAAA
Pyrus x bretschneideri (Chinese white pear) is the source of this 1405-nucleotide messenger RNA. RefSeq names its product autophagy-related protein 18a. NCBI's taxonomy places the organism in Eukaryota, Viridiplantae, Streptophyta, Magnoliopsida, Rosales, Rosaceae. The transcript has 4 exons. The record is from RefSeq and is a predicted model, not a curated record. Gene Ontology annotation, molecular function: phosphatidylinositol-3,5-bisphosphate binding; phosphatidylinositol-3-phosphate binding; protein binding. Gene Ontology annotation, cellular component: phagophore assembly site membrane; cytosol; extrinsic component of membrane. Gene Ontology annotation, biological process: protein localization to phagophore assembly site; autophagy of mitochondrion; nucleophagy. The coding region runs from base 1 to 1245 and encodes 414 amino acids.